AUGCAAGGGCCCUCAGCUGCUUAUGCCAAAGACAUGGAGACAAUCUCCGCCAAGGAAUCUUUGCUUCUUGCGUUCAAAGAUGCUGGAGGAUUUGAGGCAGUAGUCACCGGAAAAAUUACAAGUGUACAACGUAUUGAUGUUAAUGAAAGAAUAGUUAAUCUCGAGAGGCUGAACCCGACUCCAAGACCAACAACGUCUCCUUAUUUGGAAGGUCAGUGGAAGUUUGAGUGGUUCGGAUCAGGAACUCCAGGGUUCUAUGCUGUUCGACUUUUAUUCGGGAGUUUUCCUCCAACAUUGGCAAAUUUUUCAAAACUGGAUGUGGUGAUCAAGGAUGGAUAUGCGAAUAUUUCUGCAGCCAUAGAAUUAUUGAAUUCGGUAACAGAAUUUAUUAUCUUCACUCUCUCGACAAGGCUAUACAUCGAGGGCCCUCUUCGGAUGAAAGAAGAAUAUACGCAAGGGACAUUUGGCACGCCAAAACUCAACCAAGAAUCAAUACCAGAGCAACUAAAAAGUGCUUUUGGUUGGGCUGCAAGCAGUCUGCAGCAGCUUCCUGUUCCAAUUACAGAUGUUGUGGCCAGUGGAUUAAAAGUCCCCCUCACUGGGACAUUCGAAAGGUUGUUCAUGAUAUCCUAUCUUGACGAAGACAUAUUGAUUACGAGAGAUACAGUUGGAUUACCUGAAGUGCUUACGAGAUUAGAUCCCGAACAAUCGCCUGAGCCAAUUGUUGAAUAUGAAAGUUGA
Messenger RNA from Striga hermonthica, 741 nucleotides. NCBI's taxonomy places the organism in Eukaryota, Viridiplantae, Streptophyta, Magnoliopsida, Lamiales, Orobanchaceae. The record is from the annotation of a GenBank genome assembly.